GGAAUUCCAAAAGCGGUGCCCACUGAGGAACUGCAUGAUAUUGAUAUGGAGAAAUAUGACAAAAAUCCCAGGCGCUUUCUUGCUCAAGAUGACUCGUCUUCUCCUGAUCUCAAUGAUAUCCAAGAGUACAGGCCCCAGCCCAAGAAGAACAACAAGAAAGACAUAAACAUUCAGUUAUCAAGAUCACUGUUGGAUGAGCCAGAGGUUAUUGUUUAA
Lymnaea stagnalis (great pond snail) is the source of this 216-nucleotide messenger RNA. Lineage: Eukaryota; Metazoa; Mollusca; Gastropoda; Lymnaeidae. The record is from the annotation of a GenBank genome assembly.